AUGGUGUUCGCGUUUUGGAAGGUCUUUCUGAUCCUAAACUGCCUUGCAGGUCAAGUUACUGCUGUGCAAGUGACCAUCCCAGACAGUUUCGUGAACGUGACUGUUGGAUCUGAUGUCACUCUCAUCUGCACCUAUACCACCACUGUGGCCUCUCGGGACAAGCUUUCCAUCCAGUGGUCAUUCUUCCACAAGAAGCAGUUACAGCCAGUUUCCCACAGCCCGUGCCUCAGUACUGAGGGUAUGGAGGAAAAGGCAGUCAGUCAGUGUCUAAAAAUGGCGCAUGCAAGAGACGCUCGGGGAAGAUGUAGCUGGACCUCUCAGAUUUACUAUUCUGAAGGUGGACAAGCUGCAGCCAUUGGGCAAUUUAAAGGUCGAAUUGUAGGGUCCAACGAACCAGGCAACGCAUCUAUCACUAUUUCGCAUAUGCAACCAGCAGAUAGUGGCAUCUACAUCUGUGAUGUUAACAACCCCCCUGACUUUGUCGGCACAAAUCAAGGCAUCCUCAACGUCAGCGUGUUAGUCAAACCUUCUAAGCCCUUUUGCAGCAUCCAGGGAAUACCAGAAACUGGCCAUCCUAUAUCUCUUUCUUGUCUCUCCGUGCUUGGAACGCCUUCCCCUGUGUACUACUGGUAUAGACUUGAAGGAAGAGACAUCGUCCCAGUGAAAGAAAGCUUCAACCCAGCCACUGGAAUUUUAGUCAUUGGAAAUCUGACCAAUUUUGAACAAGGUUAUUACCAGUGCACCGCUAUCAACAUCCUUGGCAAUAGUUCCUGUGAAAUUGAUCUAACUUCUUCACAUCCAGAAGUUGGAAUCAUUGUUGGGGCCUUGGUGGGUACCCUUGUAGGUGCUGCCAUUAUCACCUCUAUUGUGUGCUUCACAAGGAGCAAGGCAAAGGCAAAGGGAAAGGGGAAGGAGAGGAAGAGAAAUUCUAAAACCAACCCAGAACUUGAACCAAUGAGAAUGAUAAACCAAAGCACAGAGUGUGAAACAAUGCCAAAUGAAGAUGCUGUCCAACUAGAAGCGACUCUGCCAGUUUCCACCCAUGAGACUGACCCUGAUACCAUCCUGGGGCUGGAUCAUGAGCCUAUCCCUGAGCCUGAGCCUAUCCCAGAGCCUGCCCCGGAGGCUACCGCAGGACCUGAGCUUGUCCCUGUGCCUGAGAUUGAGAUCCAUCUGGAGCCAGAGCCGGAGCCGGAGCCAGAGACGGAGCCAGAGCCCGGGAUUGUAGUUGAACCCUUUUGUGACGAGGAAAAGAGAGGGAAUAAGAAGUAGGCUGGUAACAUAAGUACAGUAGUCGUUACUAAGGAACCCGUUACUGGCAUUUGGAAUUUAGUUGACCUAACCAGUCUCCCACCACCUCCCUCCGUUCUGACCAACCCUCUUCUAACAAGGUGUUCCUACCAACCAUCCAAAAUAAACAGGUCAAGAUAACUGCUAAAUAAAUGCAAGAGUUCCUGUAUUACCAGUAUAGAGUACUUACAAUUGUACUAACAUGUAAGCAUAACUAAUGAUAAGCUGUGUGAUUUCUCACCCAGUUGAAAGUGUUUUACACCACCACCUGUGUCAUAUUUCAGAAAA
Equus quagga is the source of this 1578-nucleotide messenger RNA. It is a transcript of the gene VSIG1, whose product is annotated as V-set and immunoglobulin domain containing 1. Lineage: Eukaryota; Metazoa; Chordata; Mammalia; Perissodactyla; Equidae. The coding region runs from base 1 to 1272 and encodes 423 amino acids. The transcript has 8 exons. Gene Ontology annotation, biological process: epithelial cell morphogenesis; maintenance of gastrointestinal epithelium. The record is from RefSeq and is a predicted model, not a curated record. Gene Ontology annotation, cellular component: plasma membrane.